Geodia barretti is the source of this 360-nucleotide messenger RNA. The record is from the annotation of a GenBank genome assembly. NCBI's taxonomy places the organism in Eukaryota, Metazoa, Porifera, Demospongiae, Tetractinellida, Geodiidae.
CUGGCCACGAUCGAAGUCAUCGAGAGCGAAGGGCUGGUGACCAACGCGGCCGAUCGGGGACGACAGCUCCGGGACGGAUUGGAAGGGCUCAAGGAUAAGUAUCCCCUUAUGGGCGAUGUCCGCGGUAUGGGUCUGAUGCAGGCCAUCGAGAUGGUAGGGCCGGACAAGACCCCGAGCCCGGAAGCCGUCGCACGGUUGUUCGAGCUGACCAAACAAAACGGGCUGCUGAUCGGAAAGGGCGGACUCAUGGGCAACGUGAUCCGCAUCACCCCGGCGCUCAACGUCACCCGGGACCAUGUGGACGAGGCGCUCGAUCGGCUUGACCGGUCGCUGGCGCAGAUGGGACGUAACUUCGAAUGA